Pseudoliparis swirei is the source of this 8597-nucleotide messenger RNA. RefSeq names its product F-box only protein 33. The transcript has 6 exons. Gene Ontology annotation, cellular component: SCF ubiquitin ligase complex. Lineage: Eukaryota; Metazoa; Chordata; Actinopteri; Perciformes; Liparidae. The record is from RefSeq and is a predicted model, not a curated record. Gene Ontology annotation, molecular function: protein binding. Gene Ontology annotation, biological process: positive regulation of protein ubiquitination; SCF-dependent proteasomal ubiquitin-dependent protein catabolic process. The coding region runs from base 87 to 1550 and encodes 487 amino acids.
UGCAGCGCCGAUUUUUAGAAGAAAAAAGGUCGUAACAUUUAUGUUAUAGCUGGUCGUGUUUCGGACUGCAGCUUCCUCUGCUCGCCAUGGCUCUGUGCGGGGGUGUCGGAGCCAUGGCUUUGCCCAGCGAGCUCAUCGUCCACAUAUUCUCUUUUCUGUCCGACCGAGACAAGCUCCGGGCCUCGACCGUGUGCUCGCGAUGGAGGGAGUGCCUCUUCUACCCGGCGCUGUGGACCGAGCUCAAACUGCGGAUAGGCGGCGGCUCCAGCUCCGAGGAGACCCCGAAGCUGGAGUUCGUCAUGCGCAAGUUCGGCUCCUUCGUGAGCGAGCUGCAACUGGAGCUCGCGCCGGUGGAGGGCUACCUGAGCCCUCUGAACAGCGACCCGUCGUCCACCAGGAUGGACCAGCCCGACAGCGACCCGCAGCUCUCCGAGCGAUGGAGGGACGCCAUGGCCACCUACUUGGACCAGGUGCUGUGUGUGUUCUCCGGCAUCCGCAACAACAGAAACCUGCGCAAACUGAGUCUGUAUGGGGACACCUGUGUUCUCCAGCAGGAGGGACUUCUGGACCGGUCCAACCUGCACCAAAUUCACCAGGGGGACAAAAAGAUCAAUGAAAUCCAGCAGCUGUUCAUGGAGCUGCUGUCUCACGGCAGGCAGCUCCGGUGGCUGUCCUGUAGCUUCAUGCUGGGUCUGGUGACCCCCAGCUCCUUAGCCUGCCUAUCAAAUCCUUCAGCGGAGACCCUGCAGCACCUCAGUUUACUGGACCACCAGCUGGGUCCCCUCAUCUCGCCGUCAGAGUUGAAUCGUCUAUCUAAUCUUAAUUCUUUGGCCGUGGAUUUCGCUGAUUUGACAUCUGAGCUCUGCGCUCUGCUGGCGUCUCCUCAGCGGACGCCGCUGCAUCGCCUCUCGCUGCUGCUCAACGGCGCCGCCCUGGAAUUCAAACCGCUGGAAGGGACCGCUACCGAGGACGAUUGGAAAGCAAUGAUCCGCGUGAGUGCCAACCUGCGCGUGUACAUCAUGGCCCUGGAGGUCGACAGCUCGGAGCUCGUCAGGGUCCUGAAGCCCAGCCUCCCGCUGGAGCGCCUCCACCUCGACAGUUACAGCUCGCUGGUGACCGACGGCAUGCUGGAGCUCAUAUCUCAGCAGUACAACAAAACGCUGACUCACUUCCUGCUCCUGAGGGACGACCCCGACUUCCCCGACCUCAGCGUCAACCGGAACGAAGACCCGCUCGUCCUCUUUUCAUGGAGGUGCACUCAGCUGGCCGUACUUGUGAUACAUGGUUACACUGUUUGGUCCCAUAAUUUGGUGGCCAUCUCCCGGCUGCGGGGCUCCAGCCUCCGUACCCUCACCGUCUCCGAGGAGAGCAUCGACUUCGAUCCCGACCAGUCGGUGAGCAUUGAGGGCGACCCGGUGCACAAUCUGGUGAAGGAGGUUUCUCUGGGCCUCGGCCGCGUCUGGCACCCCUGCCUGGAUUCCAGCCUGGUUUUGUCCGAGCCCACCCAGCACUUCCACCGCGAGCUGCACGCCUUCAGCAUCGGCAUGUAGGCGGGAACGGCGAGUCCAACACGUCGCAGCCCUAGACUGCGUCCAGACCAGACCGGGCCAGAACGACCAACGUCCAAGUCAACUCGGACCUCUGAACCGGGCCAAACGAAGACCGAAGUGAGAAAUCUAAACUGGAUCCUAAAGCAAUCGAUGAAUUACAUUUGUGUGAACUGAUGUGAGCCGAUUUGUUUUUAUUUGUACUUUUAUUUUUCUUUCACUGGGGUUUUAGCACACAAUGGAGUCAUUUAUUCAAGUGAAUCCUUGUUUGUCUUGCUUUUCCUCCAGAUCGUCUCGUCGGACAAUGACUUGCAACACAUUUACCAAUCAAGAACAUCUCUUUUCAAAUUAGACAUUUUAAUUUAAAUUCUGUAUUCAUUCAAUUUGAACUCAUACCGUGACUCAUGACCAAUGUUUGUAUGGGUCUGCUAAAAUGGGUCCCACUUCACAUGGCCUCUUGUCUGGCACGGCCCGGUCUGGUCUUGAGUGACAAGUAUUCAGAGCUCGAUGUCUCCUUCACCAUAAUAACCUCCAGAGCCUCUGUAUGAUGUUUUAGAUCUUUUUUUUUUUUCUUCUCCUUCUGACUGUUUCUCAUCUCCACCUGCUCUGUAUAACCUUUUUUCUUCCCUGUGUGGUGGUUCCCUUGCCUGUAUAGGCUUUGUGUGUAUUUAAAUACAGAUAUAUUAUUAUCCUGCUCUCAGCUAGACCGAGACGACCAGGCAGGUUGAAUGAUUGACUAGUGUGAACAUAUUUUUCCUUUUGAAAACCUUCGCUCCACAUUGGUCCGUCUGUCGGCUCCACUAAACCGAUGGAUCACUUCCUGGGUAAACGCGUCCGUAGCCUGACUCGCCCGGCAGCAGGGUGGGAGUCGGGGUGUCAUGUGGCCGACUGCGGCGGUUUUCAUGCUGUUCACCAGCAACCACCAUCUCAGCGCUGUGACUCGGCCGUUGGGGUCACAUGGUUCGAGCCCCUUGCUGUUGGCGUUACGGAGCAUGCCGUUACACGCUUGCAGCCGACGCACUUCCCACCCAGAUGAAUUGUGGGUCUUUUGUGAAACGUCGCUCGCAGAUUAAACGAGGAGCCUCGUCUUCCGCCUGACGCUCGGAGCCGAACUCUUGAAUUCAGCCCGCCGCGACGCGACACACGGUUCGGUUUCGACCUGUGGUGAGCUCACAGUUGCAUCUUUUCUCUUCUAUAUUCGGGAUGAAUAUAGCUUCCGUUGAGGUCAACAUUGUCGGACUGGUGUCACUGGCUCCAGAAAUGUGAAGUCGUCAUGUCAAAGAAGUGUGACGUAACAUGAAGGGCUCUGAGAUUUAAAAAAACCAACCUUCAAAUAGUUCUGCUUUAUUCGUAAGAGCCUAUAAGGCAAAACAACUAUUUGACGGUUGUUGUUGUUGUUCUAAAUCUCAGAGCCCUUGUGUAAAUAUAUAUCUUCAAUCUAGUCGGCAGGAACGAGUUUCUUUCUCAAUAUGAAUUUCUUUCUUUGGAGUCCGACAUUUCACGCUAAAGAACUGGUAAAAGAGAAAAGAAGUUGAAGUGUCGUCCAGUCAGGUUUGUGUUUCAUAUCGAAGGCCUGCUGUCGAGCUAAACGCACAACAGUCACACAAUAAAUGCGUUAGGACGUCGUAGGUUUCACCAGCGGCCACAACUAGGUUCCUUUUCUUUUUAAACGUGGCACCAACGGCACAACAAGGUCUUGGGUGUAAACCGUUGGCGUAUUUCUGAAGGCGUUUAACAUCACGAUGACCAGGAGAGAUGUGAUGUCGCGUCGGGUGUGUGAAACAAUCAGUUAGUGUGAGGUAUUGUCGUUGGACAUAUAUAUUUAAAAAAUAUAUACAUAUAUUUUUAUUUCCUCUUGAGUCACAGUUGCCUUGGAAACAGCCCCCUUGAUUUCUGGAUACAGUUGUUGUUGUUAUUAAUGAUGUUGUUCAUUAUGCCAUCUGAUAAACCCCUCGCUUGGUCAGGAGAGGGGCUGGGGUCAGUAAACUUAAUCAUACAUUUGUUUUCAAAGAUUAAGGUUGAUAAAGACUAAAGAAUGGCAAAGGCUGUCUGCUCAUUGCACAUGUGUUAUAUCUCAGUCUGUGGGGGGGGGGGGGGGGGAGUGACGGGAAUCCAAGCUGUUGACAAGAGGACCCAAUUAAUAUCUGAAGUGAAUGGAGUCAAUUUUCCGGUGUGAAUGGCGGCGGUGGCAUUUCCGGCUGUGCGGCCGUCUCCCCCCCCGGCGUCCAUUGACCCGGCGAGACUUUUGAUUGAAUCAUCGUCGCUUUUAUUGUCCUCAAAAUAUAAUAUACGAAAUGUCCUUCAGGCUCUGCGAAGAGUCCAUGCCCGGCGUAGUCGUGGGGCUCAUCGUGGGCUUGACCAAUAACAUGUCCAGGUUAGGGGUCACAUCUGCUGCUCCGGGGUCGGGACGGCGGCGGUGGUGCGCCAGGUGACGAGGCGCCGCUUCACUGGGUGGGGGGGGGGGGGGGCAAAUCCUCGAGCCCAACUUCCUGAAGCAAAAUGCCGUCAACCGGCCAUCGUUAGGAAAAGGUCACGCCCUCGUCGGCCGGCUUGUUUUGCACAUCAUUGCGGUUUUCGAGGGUCGAGGCAAUGACAUCGCAGACUGAAGGUCCACAUCGAGGUCUGUCGUUUACAUGCUUAGUGGCGUUUUUGUUUUAGAUGCGUAGACUGAUAUGGAUCCUGAGUUGCAGUGUGCCAGCAGAAUGAACUGGUCCCCGUGGUCGGGGCCUGUGCUGACCAGAUGUUAAUGGACCUCGAUGGUUUAGCCUCUCUAGUCCGUGGUCCGUAUCUCAGGAUGAAAUGCACUCCGGUCCCAGGAGUUUCUUUUUAAAGGCCGUCUGGCUGCAGGCCGAGGGGAUGGCCAACGUGACGCAGACCAAAAUCUGUUUGUUUUUUGUUUUAUCUUUUGUCCCCUUGCCUCUCGUCUCAUUUUGUUUUCUUUUAAGAGCUUUGACUUUUUAUAUGAGAGAUAUACGCUGUUUGUGUGGGUUAUAGGCAGAGGGGGAAAUAUACAGUAGACUGUAUGUCACGUCACAUGAGAUGGUCAUCUGAGAUGAGCAAAUAUAAGUUAUUUUAAAAAGAUCGGCUGAUUUUACGCCUCCACCCUCCUCCACCGCGUGUGCUUCAUCGCCCGGUUCUCGUCUUCUUAACUGUUAACGGCUGCGACUCGUCGCCGAAUGAUUUACUCCCAAUUGGAAAGACGCAUGGAGGCGAUGGUAUCGAGUAGCGGCUUCUUUAUUCUGGCCUCUGUUGGAUAAAAGGGGAAACGGCCCCGUGUUAAUAGCUUCAUGUUGCUUGCCGUUGUUAGUUGCCGUGUGUGCGUGUGCGUGUGCGUGUGCGUGUGCGUGUGUGUGUGUGUGUGUGUGUGUGUGUGUGCGUGUGCGUGUGCGUGUGUGUGUGUGUGUGUGUGUGUGAUCACUUCUACUGCAGCAGGAAACGGAAAUCUCUCGUUCGUUCUCAGGGUACAAUCGGAUUUCAAAAGGAGGAGGAGGGAAAGUUACCAUAGCUCAGGCCUCUAGCGCACUCACUGGAUCUGGUCUCCUCCCUUGAUGUGUGUUUUUAAGCUGCCAAAGACCACCGUGGACCAGACCCACACACGCGUCUCUCUGAAGUGCCCAUUUCACAUGCACACUGGCGGGAGUCCAGGAUUCUUCCCUACUCCGCACCUUCUUCUAGUGCUUUCUUUUCCGGUUUCUCUUUCCUCACUCGUAGUGGGAUUCUUCCCCUGAACUCCGACUGCUUCCACACGCACACAGACACACACACACCGCGAUGUGCUGGGCCAGACCAAACGCUCUGCGGUUGGCAUUAAGAGGAGAACAAAUGGCAAAAUUCCCAGCGGGGUUUCGCACCAGCUGUACAGAAUGUGUGUCGUACAAAGCGCAGUUUGAUAUUUCUAUCCAGCACGUGGUUCUCGAUGAAGGGAAGCAGCAUUGUCGCACAACUCUUAUCAGCGCGGCCAACUUCCUUCCAGUGAGCGGCACCGCGGCGAGCAAAAGCGAGGCGUUCCUCUCCGGCCACCGUGAUCCUCCCUCCAAUGUAAAAAAAAAAAAAGUCACAUGUAAAAAGCUGAGGAAUGUCGAAGGAGGUUGGAGGAGUUUGGUCGGAUCACACGCCGUAGGACUCGGCGCUGUGUCACGGCGAGCCGGUGGGCCGAGGUCACGUGUGACGGGGAGUGUUUUUAAAGGUGUGAUUUGCUGCUUUGAACACAUUCCUGUGGGGGGGGGGGGUCGCUCAGGCCGCCUGACUUUCACAAACCGUUCACCAUAUGGCUAGUUAAAUGUCCGCAUGAAAAUUAGACUAUAUAUAAAUAUAUGCUAUAUUUUUUGUAACUGAACGAGUGGUGUGUUUUGUUUUCUUUCUUUUUUUGGAGAGAUCAACAAGUGUGACGCUACCCUACAGCGCCGAGCUUCUCCUUUUCCACGAGAUGGAACCCGUCACAGGAAGUCAAGUCCGUGUAUUUGACGUGUGAAAUACACGCAAGAAAUCACGGCACGUGUUCCCCGACGAUUCACGGGGGCCUCCUGGAACACCGGCUGGACUUAUUUAUACGCCGCAUGCACACAGAUGUGUGACUGACACACAGCGAGCAGAGCCUUACUUUGAAAGUGACCGGUGCGAAGGCUCUAGAGGAGGAACAGCGAGGCGGCGGUCAUUCAGGAGACCAUGACCAGCAGUUGCAGUACGACGAUGUGGUCGCAGCCAGUUGAAUCUGCCCUCUUAUUUAUUCUCGUCACUGCUUUAUUAUAUGCAUUCGUAGAUACAUCCCAGAUGAUAUCAGGGGCCCCUGUGGCCUGCUGGGUAAUGAAAUCCACAGAGCUGGCCUCUAAUGUAUUCCACCCGACCCCGUUGGCCGGGACGGCUUUUAAAAACGGUAGAGGCUCGGGGGCUCUGGGUCCGUCUGUCCGACCCGGCCCGUUGACGGAGAGUUGGGUUUUCUCGCCUCUGUGCUCGUACGUAACGGCCAACCCGUGAUACCACCGACGCGCUUUAGGACCAAAGCGGUCGACUGUGUCAGAUCUGACCACAACGCAACCGUUUUUUUUUGUUUUCCUGCUUGAGAGCUCACAACGUCGACUCUUGGGGUAAAUAUUCGCGAUGAUUUUGGAAUGCGCGCUCGGAAAUAGCCGUAGAGGGACGAGGUCGUAACCAACAGAGGGUCCAGGACUUGUUUCUGAAAGGAUUUCCGGAAGGAGACGGGAUUUCCUCGUCACGGUGUGAGAUGAUCAGACGCUUCCCGUUUGGUUUGACCUCAACGCUGAAGCCCACCAGGCUUUUAACAGGCUCAUACCGAGCUGGACUGUGAAGAAUAUCAGCGGCCCGUUUUCUGUUGCUCUUAAAGGGGAACCAACAAACGCUGAACGUGUGUAAACUGAGUCCUGUGUCGUUCGGCUCGGUGUGACCUCGGCCGACGCGGAGGCUCCCGAGCCGCACUGAGGGGGGAAUUCAGCACGACAGUCUUGACACUUCAAAGAACGGAUCAUUUGUUUUUCCCAGCCAGCUUAUGACGACAAUCUCCUCGUACUGGGGAAGUAAAAGAGUAUCUCCGCACAACUUGCCACGCGUCUCGAGAAGAAACGACAACGUGGCGCUGACGGCGUGACCUCGCCAAACUCGCGUCUGCGACGCUGCACCCUCGGCGACAUCGAUAGAUCCCCGCGCUCGGCGUCCGCCAACGGGUCCCCGUGGCUUCCGGCCGCGGAACAAAGUCCUUCUUGUCAAGUCUGCAGAGCCAAAGCUGAUUAGCCAGGCGGGCCUGCUGCCCAGUCCAGCUGCACAACUAUGCAAGAGGAAUGCAUAUAGUCCACACGCGUCUCUAUUUGUGUUUGCUUUUUUGUUUUCCCUCACUGUCACACAGUAGAAAUGGAGACGGGAGCUUUUAAGAACGUGCAACAACAAUACUUGGCCUUAUGACGAUUUCUGAACUCCACUUGUUUUAUCGUGCGUGUUUUUGUUUUUUUUUGGAUUGAGAUCUUCGUGAUUCCGGUCAGCCAGCCCGGCGGCGGCGGCUCACUCUUGGUCUCUGUGAGACCGGAUAGACGGCCCCAGUUUUAUCGUGGUACGAAUGUUGUGCAUUUGUUUAAAAUCAGGACAGUUUGCAAUAACAGAAGUCUUACUAGUGGCCACAGAGGGGCACGAGCAGUGCUGACGGCGCCUCGGCUGCGUCUUUAGAAAACCAGAGAGGAAGAAAUAUAUAAAUAGAUCUAUAUAUAGAUAUAUAUAUAAACUCACACAGUGCAUAUUUGUAUUAGGUAUCAACAAUGCAUUACCGUGGUAUACUCUUAUGCAACACAUGUCCGGGGGUUCAAUUUAUGAACAUGAAGUAUAUAAUAAAAUCACACAGACUUUGUACAUCCGGGGAAAAAAAGCUACAUUGCUUGUGUUUGGGUUUUUUUGCGAAAAAUGGUUGGACCAUCCUUCAUGUUGAAUAUUCUGGGCGUUCUGUUCCUGUGUGUGUGUGUGUGUGUGUUGAAGUGAGCACGUAGCAGUGGGUUCUCUCUGUAGGCAGGGAAGCAGACCAAAAGCCCAACACACGGCUGGACCCCAUUUCCAAAUCGCUUUGAGAACCUUUUUAAAUGCAGUUUUUCUUUUUCUUUUACAAAAAAAAAACCCCACGACAAAAACGUCGAAUCUGAUCCAUACGCAGUUUUACAAACGUCCCGAGUGCGAGCAGCUGCGUGGAUCAAGACAUGUUUCCGGCCGGGAAAAGAAAAGCACCACUUACAAGAACUGGGCUUAAUCUACGCCUGCGGAACUGCUCUACAUAUUAAAUAUUAAAUAAUACAAAACUUUGAUUUGAGACCUUUGCAGCUGUUUGUUUGUUUUAGUCUGCAGGGAAAGAGUCCUCUCCCGCUGAGAGGACAGAUUUUAUCACUGUGUGGAUCCAUGGUUCUGUUGGGGAGAAGACCUCCAUGUAAGACCUCUUAACUGACAGAUGGGGUACACUUGAGGGGGGGGGGGGGGGGGUUAAUAUGCUGAAUGUUCAUUUGAAUUAAUGUUGAAUGAAUGCUUCUCUUCUUUUAGUCAGUGAAUAAAAGCAUAAAAAAGUCA